This is a messenger RNA of Scophthalmus maximus (turbot), 2173 nucleotides long. It is a transcript of the gene phkg2, whose product is annotated as phosphorylase kinase, gamma 2 (testis). The record is from RefSeq and is a predicted model, not a curated record. Gene Ontology annotation, biological process: protein phosphorylation; glycogen biosynthetic process. Gene Ontology annotation, cellular component: phosphorylase kinase complex. Bases 230 to 1402 code for a protein of 390 amino acids. NCBI's taxonomy places the organism in Eukaryota, Metazoa, Chordata, Actinopteri, Pleuronectiformes, Scophthalmidae. Gene Ontology annotation, molecular function: ATP binding; phosphorylase kinase activity; calmodulin binding. The transcript is spliced from 10 exons.
CCUUGAGGUGACAAGCUCUUCCGAGUGACCAGAAUGUAAAUAGUGUUCAAGCGCUAGCUAACUGUAACUUACAUCACCUGCAGCUAACUUCAGUACAGGCGCCGCUGAGUCGCACAGUUAUGGCAUUGCGAUAGAUUCAUUGAGCGGAGAUGUCGCCUGUCAUCUGAUUCCUUAUUCGACAUCUGCGUUCUUGCCGUUUGAUUGCAUAUACGAUUCAUAAACUGUCAUCAUGACCAAGGACAUUGUUGUUGGAGAUGAAUUACCUGACUGGGUGGGGGCCAAGGAGUUUUAUCAGAAAUAUGACCCCAAGGAGGUGAUUGGCAGGGGUGUGAGCAGUGUGGUGCGCAGGUGUGUGCACAGACACACGGGUCAGGAGCUGGCAGUGAAGAUUAUUGAGAUCACAGCAGAGAAGAUGACAGCCCAGCAGCUGGAGGAGGUUAAAACCUCCACACUGAAGGAGAUCCAAGUCCUCAACAUGUCAAAGGGACACUCCUCCAUCAUUACUCUCAUUGACUCCUAUGAGUCCACAACCUUCAUAUUUUUGGUGUUCGACCUCAUGAGGCGAGGAGAGCUGUUUGACUACCUCACAGAAAAGGUUACUCUGAGUGAGAAGGAAACCAGGAGUAUGAUGCGAGCUCUGCUGGAAGCGGUGCAGUACCUCCACUCACUCAACAUUGUCCACCGGGAUCUGAAACCUGAGAACAUUCUCCUGGAUGAUCAGGGACACAUCAAACUAUCCGACUUUGGUUUCUCAGUGCAGCUACAUCCUGGAGAGAAACUUCGAGAACUUUGUGGGACGCCUGGUUAUUUGGCCCCGGAAAUACUUAAAUGUUCCAUGGAUGAGAUGCACCCAGGCUAUGGCCGGGAGGUCGACCUAUGGGCAUGUGGAGUGAUUCUUUUCACGUUACUGGCCGGCUCACCACCGUUCUGGCAUCGCAAACAGAUGCUGAUGCUGAGGAUGAUCAUGGAGGGUCGCUACCAGUUUAGCUCCCCAGAGUGGGAUGAUAGGUCUGACACUGUGAAAGAUCUGAUAUCCAGACUGCUGGUGGUGGAGCCAGCUGUACGUCUCACUUCUGAGCAAGCCUUGACACAUCCCUUCUUUAGACAGUACCAAAAGGAGGAUGUGCGACUCUUCAGCCCCAGAAAGACAUUUAGGGUGUUGAUAGUCAGCGUGCUGGCUUGUAUCAGGAUGUACAGCCGUUACCGCAAAGCUCGCCCACUGACUCGGGAGGUGCUCGCCAGGGAUCCUUACUCCCUUCGCGGCGUCCGCAAACUCAUCGAUGGCUGCGCCUUCCGUAUCUACGGCCACUGGGUGAAGAAAGGGGAGCAGCAGAACAGAGCCGCCCUCUUUCAGAACACAGCGAAGGUCAUGCUGCUGGGCCUGGAGGACUUUGAAACAUAAACGGUCAACCUCAUUCCCAACCACCUUGAUUUUUAUUUAACCAUCUGUAUGGGUCUGUUUUUUUGUCUUUUACUUGGUGCACAUGCUGUGUUUAAUUUUAAGAUGAUGAAUUCAGGGACCGUAACGUUUGUAUGCCUCAAUGCACACUAUGGCUCUGCAAGUUCAAGAUAAGCAUGCACACCCUAAUACUCCUCAUCUGCCUUUUGAUCUGAGUGUGUGGCUGUCUGAAACUCUACUUCAGGUCAUUGUGUUUGCAAUCAUUUGAUAUAACCCAUCACAUAAUGUAUACUGUAGGUACAUUAUACAUGUAUAUGUAGAAUUGUACCUGUUGAUCGUCAGUUAUAUCUGAGGACAGGAUGAAUUUUUAAGCACUGUGUGGCUGAAGUGGACUUGAAAUCACUGUAAUUAUGUAAUAGAUAAUUAUAUAAACAGAUUUACAGAUAUCCCAGUAUUAUAAAUAAAUAACAGAGGACAUGUGUGAAACAUUCAACUACAGUACUGUAAGUGCUUUUGGUAAAAAAAAUCAUUUAACCGUCAUGCAUGCAGACAUUCCUAAAUAGGGAACCCACUUAAACUAACUGUGAAGACCAUUUUUGACUUUUUUCCGACUUAAGCACUAUUACCUACUCACUUCAUUCCCCAGUUAAAUGAGUGGCACUUAUCUUGAAAGUGCCUGCCUGAGAAAUGUACAGGUACUGUGCAAAUGCAAACAUAUGUUGUACUGUAUAUGAACUGGGUUUUAUUACCAAUAAAACUGAUUUCAGUUGGUAA